GCCAUCAGCCGACACAUCGGGCUGCAGCAACAGCACUGCUGACCCAUGGCAGAGACCACCUGUAAACAGUUGGAUGCCUCAGAGCUCCAGUGGAAGCAGCAAUAGUAUCUGCCAGAGUGCUUUCGACUGUGAGGAUAGUCGUGGGGGUGACCUGUCCAGUAGCACCAUCGCAGCGGUAAGAGCCAGGUAUACUGCAGAAGAUUUGUCAGGCAUGAACAGGUCCCAGUAUGGGAGAUUGAAGCUCCACUCAAUGAUUGACAUUCAUUGUGAUCCAAGUUUUGAUCAUGAGCUGUACGACUGCUCUCAUGGUGAUCAGGAAUUUGCUCCUGCCCCUCGGAAUGCUUACAGUCGAAAAGUGCACUUGGUGAAGCUGAGUCCUCACAAAGAAACACAGAUGGAAGAAAUGCCAAAGCAAGCGCAGUCUACUUGCGGAAGAUCAGCCAGUGUUAUCUCAUGCAUGAGACCAGCAGGCAUGGGAUCAGCUGGCAUAAAGUGUGAUUCGCAGGAGCGGACUGAGAAGAAUCCCAGGGAGCUGGGAACUGCAGCGCGGGGGAUGGGCAAUACUGGAGAGCUCCAUCCAACGAGAGCGGCAGGGGUGGGGACGGGUGGACUGAGGUUGAACUGUCAGAAUGAGAGACAGACAGUGCUUGAACGAGUGGAGACCCUUGAAGUUCAGCUUGCUGCUGUAGAGCAUGCACUGGUGAUGUCACCAUGGCCAGCAGAGAGUGCUUCCAGGGAGUUCAAUCACCGUCGCCAAUGGUCCCUCACACCGAAGGAGUGUAUGGAAGAGCUCCAAGGCAAAGGACCUCUGCUCCAGCGAAUUGAGAUGUUGGAAGCAAGGCUUGCUGUGGCAGAGCUGCUGUUAAGGAAUGAGGAGCACAGCUUCAAGCUCUUCGAGGAGGACUGGGCAAUGGAGAGCAGCUCCAUGGAGGGCAGGGAAAACAUGGAUCCGGCAACACCGUCAAGUACACAAGGUGGUGGAGCCAAGCUUUCACGCACCCGAGUGAUGCUGACAGCACCAGUUGAGAAGCAAGACGGUGAUGUCAAUUCAGAGAAGAGUGCCUUGCCACUUGUAGGAGGACGAUCAAUAGUGUCCGAUGCAGACCAGAAUGUGGGGGGCAGGGAGGGGGUUGCCAGCGCAGCACAGGAUGUGGCCAGUAUGGAAGACAGUAGAUGGGAGGAGAAGAUUGCAGCAGUGAAGUCAAGGAUGGGGAAGACAUUACCCGGCCAGUUACAAGCUACAGAGAGUCAGAAGUUGGGAUCCCUGGGAAUUGGAAAACUGCCAGAGAAUUAUCCAGAGCAAACUGCACUUGGUGAACAACUCUGGCGAAGAAAGGGAAAGUCAGCAGAUAAGGAACAGGGUUCCUCUAGCUCAACGUUUGAGUCGGAGAACUGGAGUGUGCUGAGGAUAGGUGCUCGGGAGUCCCACAGUCGCCAGUGGGAGUUCGGGGCUGGAGUUGGAGGACUGGAAUGUGCUGAGGAACAGGAUACCUCUGAACUGGUCCAGCAGUUUGACACAUUAUCAGCACAGUUGUAUUCGACAGAAGAGGAGGAGCCAGAGAGGGGAAGUGAAGAUAUUGAAGAUGGGGAGAAGAUUGGGGAGUUGGAGGUGUGGGCUCUACAUCAUCAACAUCAGAACGAACCUGGGCACUGUACAGAAGUGAAGCACGAGGAGCACUUUGACGUAGAGAACCAGACUGAGUGUCAGGCGACGCAAUCUGGAACUGGUGAAAGUGGUGAGAGUUGGAAAAUCAGGAAGUGCAGUGACUGUGGACGUGAAAUGCACGGAGGAGGACAGAUUUGGGAAUCGCAGAAGGGCAGCAACUUUGUAAAGAGGUCAUCUUCUCUGAGUGUGGCGAGUACAAGCUUAAAACAUAGUGACAAUGCAAAUUGUCUGCCGAAUCUGACGAGCAUGAUACCUGAAGACAGGGGAUGGCCAGAGAUGAUGAGGGGGCUAAUAGAAGCGACUCAGGCAAGCGCUUUCAUUCAUCCAUUGGAGCCAAUCGUGGAGGAAGUGCAGGAUUCGGCAUCUGAUAUCUGUAAGAGGACAGGCGCGAGUCCAUUUCAUUCAAGAUUAGAAGACGAGUCUGUAUCAACAGCUGCAGAGUCUAUGGCAGCAGUCGAGGUAUCACAUACAAAGCCUAAAGUUGACCGGGUUCAAAGCCGCAUUUCUUCUGUGGCCUUGGCUGUGGACAACAUGAUUAUUCAAAGUUCUGGAUGCGAAGGAACAACAAGGGACAGAGCAGCAACUCCGAAGGGGAGAGACACCAUAGACCAAACUGCAGAUGAAGAGGGGACUGAACAACUCGGAGAGAGGCCUAGUAAGACUGGACAGGAGCUUGCACAAGUAGGGGAUGUUCGUUUGUCUCUUGCAAUGAACUUGAAGAAACCGGACACUGGUAACAAUAAUGAAAACGCUGGGACACAAGGUCUGUCAGAUGUUGUGUCCUCAAAGCUGGAGCCCAAUAGGGAGUUGGCUCCAGCUGGCUCAGACUUGAAGAUGGCGGCACCUGUCAACUUUCCGCAGCAAAAUACCUUUAACCCUACAUCACAGGCUGGAAGGCUUUCAGAAGCGGCUGGGAGGCUUUCAGAAGGGGUCAGUUCUGAUGAGAUCCAUCCUCACAAAGCAGGCAGUUAUGUGGUCAAGGGCAGCAAGACAUCAGGCAGCAGCAUUGGGAGUUCUCACGGUCGUCAUACGGACAUAACAUUUAUGGGCAUUGCAAAGUCAGAAGAGUGGCAGAAUCUGACAAUGAUGGAGUUGCUUCGGGAGAGUGGACUCCUCAAGAAGGGUGGCAGCGACACUGAGGAUACGACCGUGGUCCAAGAGCUGGACCAUCUGAUAGAGGACAAAGUCGCGGAAGUUGAUGAAAGUGGCGAGGAUCUAUUCCAGUCUGAAAAACCACCUGCAUACAAAAGGGGAAGCAACAAGAGGUCUUCGAAGAAGAAAAGGCAUUGCACUGUAAUGUGAGCUAUAUUCGAGUCUGGAAAACCACCAGCGCACAGAGGGAGCAGCGGGAAUUAGUCUUCGAAGAAGCAGAGAGAUUGUGCGGCAAGAUGAAAAUAAGGAACAUUGAGUGAUUGCAUUGUUUUAUCCAUUCCUGCAUCACUACAUUUUUCCCUUCUGUGAGCAUUUUAUUAUUUUGUGGAGUUAUUGAUCUGUAUGAGAAGCACAAGUUUAUGGAACAAAUAUGAUAUGAUGUG
Molecule: messenger RNA, 3201 nt
Organism: Chara braunii
Lineage: Eukaryota; Viridiplantae; Streptophyta; Charophyceae; Charales; Characeae
Source: the annotation of a GenBank genome assembly